AAUUUAAAUACCACUGUGAACGCGCUUUAAUAGAGCACCCUAACCAAAGCAGUGCCGCAAAUUUUGCGUCAACGUUGUGUUCGCAUGUUUCAAUCGUUUGACACGAUAUUUGUGCGAUUUUUAGAUUUAGUAAAAAACGUAAACUAAACAUUCUGCGAUACUUAUCAAAUGUCAAAUUCUUUAAUUAAUUAUUGCUUUAAAACUUAAAGUAACAUGUCUAUGCUCGCGGAACCACGUCGAAAACAAAAAUGGACACUAAACCCACGAGGAAAAGAAUGGAGCGAAGAUUCGAACAAAUUCGGGCAGAAAAUGUUAGAAAAGAUGGGAUGGACAAGUGGCAAAGGACUCGGAGCAAACGAACAAGGUAUAACGGAGCACGUACGUGUAUCGGUUAAAAAUGAUACAACAGGUAUUGGAUAUAAACAGGAUGCCUUAGACGAAGCAUGGACAGAGCAUCAAGAUAGUUUUAACGAUUUUUUACAGAAGCUUCAACAAAAUGAAUGUCACAAUGCGGCGCAAACAGAGGAAAGCAAAGGUGUAUUAAGUGGAAAAUCGUUAGAAUUGAAAUCUAAACAAAGCCGUGCUCGUGUUCAUUAUCAAAAAUUUACAAGGGGGAAAGAUGUAAAUAAAUAUAGUUCAAAGGAUUUAGCAAAUAUAUUUGGCCAAAAAGAAUUGAAUAUAAAUAAAAGUAAUAAAGAUAAACAAUGCAAUGCCGAAGAAAACUUUGAUUCAGUUGGCACUUGUGAUAACAGAAACGGUGUUAUUACUAUAAAUAGUGGUAAUAUGACAGAUUAUUUUAUGAAGAAAGGUCAGAAUUUUUCUCUGGCAUAUAAGAAUAGAAAACAACAGGAGGAUGAUAUAGAAGAGGAAUCUGAAUAUGCUGGAUUUGGAUUUGCAUCAACAUCUAGAAAAGUAAAAUGCCAUGAUAAUAAGGAAAGCAUGGAAGUUAAAAGUGUUUGUAAUUAUGCUUUUGAAAACCCCUGUGUGGAAUUAAAUAGCCCUGAAAAUAUUUCAAAUUUUAAUAUUGAAUCUAAAUUUUCUAACAAAAAAAAACUUGAUGAAAAUGAAUUGCAUUUAAGCAGCAAGGUUAAGAAAUUUAAAGAGAACAGUGUAAAUGAAAAUAGAUGUGCGAGUGGUAUUAUCAAUGCCGGUUUAAAUUUAGAAUGUCAAGCUGAUGAAGUUUGUAAUGGAAAAGAAUUUGAAAUAUCUAGAGUACAAUUUGGCCUUACAAAUUCAGCUUUAGAUCUAAGUGAUGAAAUAAAUGAUAAGAAAAGAGUGACAUUUAAUGAUCAUGUAGAAUAUAAUAUUGAUUGUGUAAAAAAGAAAAAAACAUUAGACAAAUUUGAGGUUGAAAAUAAGAAAGCUAAAAAGAAGAAAAAACAUAACUCUGAUGUUAAUAGUUCAGUGUUAUCUGGUUGUGUUAAUGAAGCUUUGGAUGUAGGAACACCCGAGGAAGUACAUGAUAAUGAAGUUAAUGAACAUAAAAGUAAAAAAUCUAAAAAAAGAAAAAGAAGUCGUCGAUCGAAUUUAGAAACAAUAGUAGAAACGCCAGAAGAAGAGAAAGCAUAUGAAAAUGAAACAGAGACUGAGCAAACCAAAAUGGAAGAUUACAUAGCUGAUGAUUGUAUACUUGAAGAUGUCUCAAGUAAGAAGAAAAAAAGGAAAAAGGAUAAGGAUAAAAUACAAGUUACCACUGAGAAUAGAUGCGAUGAAAAAGAAAGUAUGGAAGAAGAAACAGCGGCAAACACAAAUGUAAUACUUAAGGAAGAAGAGUGCAAAAUUGAUGAAACUCGAGAGAAUAUUUCUAAAAGCAAAAAGAAAAAGAAGAAGAAAGAUAAAGUGAGAUAUACUGAGCCAAACUUUGAAAAAAACGAGGAUAUAACUGAAAUUGAAGUUGAACUGGAAAAUGUAAAAGCAGAGAAAACAGAAUUAGAAACUGUGAAGGCAGGAAAAAAGAAAUCUAGAAAGAAUGACAAUGUAAAUGAUCUUAGUUCUAUAACAAAUGUACCAACCAAUAUACAAGAGGAAAAGGAAGUUUCCGAUAAGGAAAAUACGAAAAAUAUGAAUGAAAGUGAAACAGAAAAACCAGAGAAAGAAAAAAAAUUUACAGAUAAAUCUGCAAAUCAUUCCAUAGAUGGUAAAAAAUUUGUGAAACAAAGGAAUAAGAUAUUUACAAAUACACGUACGAAGAAGUUCAAUAACAGAAGAUCUAAUACUUCAUCUAGGAAUUGCAAACAAAGAUCCAGAAUGCCAAAGAAAUUAUUGAUGUCUCUAUUUUACUCAAAGUCAAUCUUAGAUUUUCCAGGUUCUAACAUGCAUGAAAUAAAAGGAUAUGGAGCUGAUCAACAUUAAAGUGUAAAAAAAUUGUGAACAUGUUUCUAAUAUUUUGUGCAUAAUAUAUACAAGACAUUUAAAGGAUCAGCUAUAACGAUGUUUAUCCAAGAUAACAUAUUUCUGCAAAUGUGCAGAAUUUCUUUUAUUUAUAUUUUUAUUUAUAAUGUAAUUAAUGUAAUUAUUGAUAAUUAUCUUUAUAUAUAUGUGUAUGCAUAUACGUUAUACAUAUAAGCAUAUUACGUAUAUAUUUACAGGGAUGCAAUAUUAUCCUCUAUUUUUACAAUUUCCUUUAUCUCUGAUGUAAGUUUUUGUUUAAAUUUAUUUAUAUUUAAUAAUUCUUCUUCAGUUACUUGAACUGUAUCAGUAGGUAUACAUUCAUUUUCUGUUGAAAGUAUAGUAUACCCCAGAUUUUCUAAUUGCGUUAUAACUUUUUCUGGAUGAAGAAAUUCACUUUUAAACUAUAACAAAUGAAAAUAAAGAUACAUUGUAUGAAAAUAGAAAUCUGUUUGAUUAAAUUGUUGGAAUAAAAGGAUUUAAAUUUUAA
Bombus terrestris (buff-tailed bumblebee) is the source of this 2878-nucleotide messenger RNA. RefSeq names its product G patch domain-containing protein 4. Gene Ontology annotation, cellular component: nucleolus. Lineage: Eukaryota; Metazoa; Arthropoda; Insecta; Hymenoptera; Apidae. The coding region runs from base 214 to 2352 and encodes 712 amino acids. Gene Ontology annotation, biological process: regulation of ribosome biogenesis. The transcript has 4 exons. Gene Ontology annotation, molecular function: nucleic acid binding; telomerase inhibitor activity. The record is from RefSeq and is a predicted model, not a curated record.